AUGGUCCUUCAUCUAUCACGCUCGACACGGCUGAGCAUUGUGAUUGGGAUAUCGACAUGUUUCUUCUUGGCUGAGAUUUCGCUGGGCUUUUACACCCACUCUAUUGCUCUGGUUGCGGAUGCUUUCCACUAUCUUAAUGACUUGGUUGGGUUUAUCAUUGCUCUUGUUGCAUUGAAGAAAUCCGAGCGCAGCGAUUCGCCUAAGGAGCUUACUUUUGGUUGGCAGCGGGCCCAGCUGCUCGGUGCAUUCUUCAACGGUGUUCUUCUACUUGGGUUGGGUAUUAGUAUAUUCUUGCAGUCCAUUGAGAGAUUUAUUGCUUUGCAACAUGUUCAAAAUCCCAAGCUGAUGUUUAUCAUUGGGUGUGUCGGAUUGAGCCUAAAUAUCAUCAGCGUAGUCUUUCUUAACGGCAAGGUUCCUGGGGUCGUUUACCUAGAACAUGGACCUGGACAUGAACACAGUCAUGACCAUAGCCUACCACCCAUAAUUGAGACGCCGACUCUUCAUCUGGGCGAGGAACAUUAUGAUUCCAGCAUCAAGCAUCACGAUCACAAACAUGUUCAUUUCGAAAAACAUCACUGCGCAGACUCGGGUGGCCACAGUCAUGGGCAUGGUGGUCAUGACCACGGUGAUCUUGGAAUGAUGGGAGUGAUGAUUCAUGUUAUUGGUGAUGCAAUCAAUAACCUGGGCGUCAUGGCUGCCGGUCUAGUUAUCUGGCUCGCAGCACCCCAUGCCGGCCGAUACUAUGCCGACCCCGGCGUGAGCAUGUUUAUUGCCAUUCUCAUCAUUCUGUCAUCGUUUCCUCUGAUGCGCCGAGCCGGAAUGAUCCUACUAGAGAGUGUGCCAACGGGAGUUGACAUGUCCGAUGUGAAACAUGACCUCGAAAAGAUCAAGGGCGUGGACUCCAUCCACGAACUCCACAUCUGGCGCCUCAACCAACAAAAAACACUCGCCUCAGUGCACGUUGUUGUGUCCGAGGAUUCGGUCGAGGAGUUUAUGAAGACAGCCCAAGUGAUCAACGAGUGUUUCCACGCCUAUGGAAUCCACUCGAUUACAAUGCAACCCGAGUUGUCGGAAGUUGAUUCCCAUGAAACUUCCCGGUGCCAGAUUGUCUGCGGGACACCAAUGGUCGAGUCAACUCGAUCACCAUCUUCCUUGGUCUAG
Messenger RNA from Penicillium coprophilum, 1161 nucleotides. Its product is annotated as putative di-, tri-valent inorganic cation transporter. Gene Ontology annotation, biological process: zinc ion transmembrane transport; intracellular zinc ion homeostasis. Gene Ontology annotation, molecular function: zinc ion transmembrane transporter activity. The transcript has 10 exons. Gene Ontology annotation, cellular component: membrane. The record is from RefSeq and is a predicted model, not a curated record. Lineage: Eukaryota; Fungi; Ascomycota; Eurotiomycetes; Eurotiales; Aspergillaceae. The coding region runs from base 1 to 1161 and encodes 386 amino acids.